CCACGUGGAGGAUGUUUGAAUUAUUUUCGGUCCGCGGACUCCCCCCGUGAGGCUCGCAAUCUAAUGCCCUGCGCGACGCGUGCCGGGGUUUAACGGCGACGUGCGAAGUGCGAGUUUCCCGGCGCGAUGCCGACGACCGACAGGAAGAAGCAGCGGCAGGGCAGGGACGCGGCGGUGCAGGGAACCAACGACAGCAGCGCGGUGAGCAAGGCGUCUGCCGCAGCGCGGGGCUACUUCCACGACGUCUUCCUCCGGCACUUCGUGUGCAAGGCGGCCAGGAGAGCCCCGCUCAUCAACAGGGGCUACUACGUGCGCUGGAGAGCUGUGGACCACUGUGUGAGGAGGUUUCUACAGGUCACUGAAAACUGCCCCAAGAGACAGAUUCUGUCGCUGGGCGCGGGCUUCGACUCCUUGUAUUUUCGCCUCCACGCAGAUGAAGCUCUUGUCAGGGCUGUCGUGUUUGAGGUGGAUUUCCCAGAUGUCACCCGGCGUAAGGCAGCCCUGAUCAGAUCUAAUAUUGCACUGAGGGGGAUGUUAGACUCCCAUUCGCCUGCUCCCACAGGACCUGUAUAUGUGUGUAGCGGUCAGUACCGUCUGAUAGGGUUGGAUGUUAGAGAGGAGUCCCAGGUGGUGGAGGCUCUGGAUGCAGCCGGCUUGGACUGGGCUGCCCCUACUCUACUCCUCUCUGAGGUGGUGCUCACCUACAUGGAAACACAAUGGUCAGACGUUGUCAUCCGUUGGGCAGCAAAGCUCCUGCCCCAGUCAGUCUUCGUGAUGUACGAGCAGAUCCACCCCCACGAUCCCUUUGGUUGGAUCAUGCAAGAUCAUUUCCUGAAACUGAAUUCAACUCUACACGCCCUCGGACGAUACCCAGACACGGCUGCACAGAGACGCAGGUUCCUGGACAAGGGCUGGGAGCAGUGUGUGUGUCUGGAUAUGAAUGACUUCUACCUGGGCUUGGUCCCUGAGGAGGAGAGGCGCAGGGUGGAGAUCCUGGAGCCUUUUGAUGAAUAUGAGGAGUGGCACCAAAAAUGUUCCCACUACUUCAUCCUCACUGCAUCUCGAGGCUCUUUAAUGGCUCAGGCUUUGCUCACACGUCCCACAGUAUCUCCAGUGCCAUCCGUACGCCUAUCUCGGAGCCCUGUAGCCCUGAGCGUGAAGACCCUACCAGUUUGCCUGGAGGGCCUGGGGAUGGCUUCCACCUUGGUGAGGCCGGGACAGGUCCUGCUAACAGGAGGCUCCAGCAGAGGAGGCAGGGUGGCAGUAACGAGAGUCCUCCUCAGAGGCCAGGAAGGCUGGAGAUCCGUCAUUGUGGAACCAUCAGUAGAUUUCGGUGUCCGACUCUACCACACCGCCACAUCUGGUCCUGGAGGUGGGAUUGUGGUCUACGGAGGUCGCUCCUCUCCUCUCAACCCAGUUAGAGGCCUUUUCAGAGUAACCCUGGACCCCUGUGGUCCACCUGGCCCUCUAGACUCAGGGGACCGAGAUGCAGUGAAGCCGCGUGUAGAGCGGAUGGUCUGUACGGGUGAUCCACCGCCGCCAAGGUGGAGGCACACUGCUACGAUCGUCAGUCAUAAAGGCAAAGACUUUCUGUUUGUGUUUGGGGGAAAGAAUGAAUCAGAGGCAGCUCUGGGUGACGGCCGCUUCCUGUGUCUUGACCAGCAGCACUGGACAGAGAUCCUAGUAGAGGGCGCAGCACCAGAGGCCCACCACUCCCACUCAGCGUGUUCAUAUCAGGGAGGUGCGGUGGUGUUUGGAGGACUGGACAGAUGGGGGGUGCCACUGGGGGACACAGUCGUGUUAAAGCCCACCGACAGAGGCUUCUCCUGGGAAAGAAUAGAGGUGCAGCCCCCCCCUGUUCCCAGAUACUCUCAUUCUGCCCAUGUGAUUGGUGAGAAGCUGGUCGUGGUGGGUGGAGUUUGGCUGCAUUCAGAUGGUGUACCAGGUGUUGCCGUGAUCAACCUCUGCACACGGAGCAGCGUGGAGUUCAGCCUGGACACGACCUCGGUGCCCUGGCCUCUGAUGCUGCACUCUUUCUGCUCUGAGCUGACGGAUUCAGAAGAACCAGAGCUACUGCUGAUGGGUGGGGGAGGGAACUGUUUCUCCUUCGGGACUCAUUUCAACCCUCAGCCUGUCACUGUGGACCUCAGACCUGCGCUGGGAUGAAGUCUUUCUGUGCUCAGAUCAAUGAGUUAAACUGAGGACUUUAUGCAGUCCGAAAUCCGCCCCUCUCAGAUGUCUGAAUGGAUGAAAUGGAUCAACUUGAGAUAUUUGGGACAGUCGGGAUAGAACUUACUUCAGGCCUGCUGAGGGCUCCAGACAAGUGUAAUUGAUUUUGAGCCCCGAAGGUUGGAUGUCUAAGUAUGAAUGGACACACAAUGUUCAAAAGACAUUAAACAAAUCCACAGAAGUGUCUUCAGUUUGAUUGCUGGACAGGUUUUUAUUUGUGAGACCUCAGAAUAUUAUAGUCCAAUAUUGAAGCGCCCUGACAUAGAUCAUCGCAAGUCUUUCAAUGUUUUGGAUGGAGGUUAAAUCAAUCAGUGAAGCGCUUAAAGGACUGGACUGUAGGACUGACAGCACCCCAGUCGCCAGGCUUGCGGUAUUCCCCCUUCUCCAGGAAGUACUGGCGUCCACGGUAGUUGGGGUGCUCGUAGAGAACCCACCAGCCGUCGGACACCUUACAGGAGUUGACCUCCCUCCAGUGGAACUUCUCCAGAAGGGAGGGACAGUCCUCUGUGACCUCGAAGGCCUGGCCCCCAAAGUCUGCCUUCUCAUAGAGCUGCAGCUUGUACAGGGUCCCACUGGUCUGGAAGGUGACGGACGGAAGGAAGGGAGCGAGACAGUAGGGGUUUGGGAGUAGGUAGUAAGGAGUAAAAACAGAAGAUAGGUGGGGAGUGGUGGAUGAAGGGUGGAGGUGGUGGUUAGUGCAGGGGGUUGGGAAGGAAUGGGAAUGGAAUGUGGGGUGAGAGAAAAGGGGAAGGGGGGAUAUAUAGGGAGAUGAGAUUUGCAUCUAACCGAAGGAAAAGAUGUUUGUAGGGCAGCACUUUAUUUCAACCCGCCAGUUAGUAAUUGUAAGCAAUAUAUAAACAGUUAAUGAAUCGUUUUAACACACACACACACACACACACACACACACAC
Molecule: messenger RNA, 3138 nt
Organism: Xiphias gladius (swordfish)
Lineage: Eukaryota; Metazoa; Chordata; Actinopteri; Istiophoriformes; Xiphiidae
Gene: lcmt2
Product: leucine carboxyl methyltransferase 2
Exons: 14
Coding region: 127-2166 (679 amino acids)
Biological process (GO): tRNA methylation; wybutosine biosynthetic process
Molecular function (GO): tRNA methyltransferase activity; protein binding
Source: RefSeq, a predicted model, not a curated record